UACACUCAGCUCUGUUCUAAUUUCUCGCUCGCUUUUCUUUAGCGGAGAAAGGAGAGUAUAUUUUUAAGCUCCACCCCACGCAGAGAUACGAAGAGAGAAGGCUGGCGGCGAUGGCGGCGAACGCGGCGGACGUGGAGGUGGUGGACUUCGAGCCGGACGACGAUGAUCUCAUGGACGAGGACGGCGCCGCCGAGGUCGACGCCGCCCCUUCCCACCACAAACUCCGCUCCGCCAUCACCGGCGGCGAUCUCUCCGCCGACUCCAAGAAGACCAAAGGCCGCGGCUUCCGGGAGGAGGCCGCCGCCGCCACCGCCGAGCGCAACAGCCGCUUCGCCUUCCGGGACUUCGAGUCGCUCGACUCCGACGGCGGCCCCGGCCCCCAAAGAUCUAUUGAGGGAUGGAUUAUACUGGUCACUGGAGUUCAUGAGGAGGCUCAAGAAGAUGAUCUCCAUAAUGCUUUUCGGGAAUUUGGGCUGGUCAAGAAUUUGCAUCUAAAUCUAGACCGUCGUACUGGAUUUGUCAAGGGGUAUGCGCUAAUUGAAUAUGAGACAUUCAAGGAAGCACUAGAUGCAAUCAAAGCACUGAAUGGAACUGAGCUUCUCACACAAACUAUUUAUGUUGACUGGGCAUUUAGCAAUGGCCCAUUCAGGCGCAGAAAUGCGAGGAGGAGAUCACCACGUGUGCACCGUUCAAGGAGCCCACCUAGGCGGAGGUAUUGAAAUGCAUUAAUCUGCCCACCGGACGUUAGAUUUUAGUGUGUUGAGAUUUGGGAUUUGGAGUUCAAUCAUUUUCGUGGUUUGUUUGAUGCUAACAGAGAAAGUUAGAUAUAUAUUACUGGGCUUGAUUGAAAUCUGUAUGCUUCACCCACUGGUAGUUUUAGUUGUUGCCCUUUUCCUUUGGAUUCUUUUAUGUCAUGUUCCUUAAACAAGGUAUGGCCUUUGGGUGAACUAAUGAUGUACUUAAUUGGAGGUCUUUAUUAAUUAGUGCGCUGUCUAUUGGAUAUCUAAUGAUCUUUGUGCUAUUCCAGAAAUGCAGAAAUGGAGUCUUCAAAAUUUUAUGAUAUGGGAUGUAAUAUAGGCACUUCAAAUUUUAA
Molecule: messenger RNA, 1093 nt
Organism: Phoenix dactylifera (date palm)
Lineage: Eukaryota; Viridiplantae; Streptophyta; Magnoliopsida; Arecales; Arecaceae
Product: RNA-binding protein Y14A-like
Biological process (GO): RNA processing
Cellular component (GO): nucleus; cytoplasm
Molecular function (GO): mRNA binding
Source: RefSeq, a predicted model, not a curated record